Molecule: messenger RNA, 1516 nt
Organism: Temnothorax curvispinosus
Lineage: Eukaryota; Metazoa; Arthropoda; Insecta; Hymenoptera; Formicidae
Exons: 8
Coding region: 200-1390 (396 amino acids)
Biological process (GO): G protein-coupled receptor signaling pathway
Cellular component (GO): membrane
Molecular function (GO): G protein-coupled receptor activity
Source: RefSeq, a predicted model, not a curated record
GCGCAUUAAGCGAGAUCGUCUGACAUCAAGGCUGCGUUUUCGAGCCAAUUUAGAGGUAGACCCGAAUAGGUCAAACAGUGCAAUCUCGAUAAAGCCGAGCUGCACUAUUCGCUGAUUACUGGCGUUUAAGCUUGCAGAACUGAAGUGAUAUUCUCAAGAAUGGAGUAGAGAUCGCUCCCCCCCCCCCUCUAAAGAGGAAAUGGGUCGAGAUCUCUCGUCGCAAGUGCACCAACACGAGAUGUAUAGUGCGAUGAGAUCCAGCGUGUACUCGAAUAUCACUGAACUGUACAAUAUGAUCGUGAUGUGCAAACGAACGAGAUCCUCGAGAUACCCCGACCGGUACAAUCACGGGCUGUGGACGAUCGAGCCGAAUAUGUGGAGCAUUAUCGGAUAUACCGUGGUCAUUCCCGUAGUUUCCGCACUCGGAAUAAUCGGCAACUCCCUGAUCCUCGCGGUCCACUUGAAAUCGAAGACAUACUUGAAAUCGUCGACGUAUACAUAUUUAGUAGUGCUCGCGAGUUCGGAUCUGAUUACCUGUGUCCUGCUCGUCUUCUCCAGUCUGGCCAGAGGCAUUUUUCGUUGCUACAGAGGAUGGCUGGAAUUCGACGCGUUCGUUCACUUCCCGAUCGGUUCAAUUACCUCGAACAUCACAGUCUGGGCCGCGUUAGGCGUGAGCAUCGAUAGACUGAUAAUAGUCUGUAGCAUGUCGCGAUGUAAAAAACCGAGAUUCUGCAGGCAGUCGGUAGCACGCAGGCUGAUGACCUUCGCCACCUGCUUCGCCAUUUUGAUCAAUAUACCAUACUGCUUCAUGUACACGUACAACGAGCGUGGCGAUCUGGUGACGACCAACUUUUUUCAUUCGCGGGCGUACAAUCUUCAGAAUUGGCUUCAAUUCAUAAUAUUCGGCCUGAUGCCGGCCGCAUUUCUGCUCAUCGCGAACGCUAUUAUGUUGUACUCCGUGAGAAGGGCCCUCAAGCAGCGAGAGAUGCUGCUGAAGCGUAGAAACAUACGCGAAGGGAAUCGCCUGCGGGAUCAAGCCCGGUUGACGAUCAUGCUGGUCGGCAUCGUAUUUCUGUUCCUCGUGGGCGAGCUGCCAACUCAUUUGGCGUCGCGUCGCAGCGCCGUGUCUCUGCUUUACGGCGGUGAUCCCUCGAAAGUUCACGAGGAUUUCAUGGAAAGCUUCCGUAUGUGGGCGACUCUUCUCAACGCACUAGCGAGUUCGACGAAUUUCAUUCUCUAUUGUAUGCUGAGUCCGUGCUUUUUUGUACAUUUGAAACGACUAUUACUUCCGGAGCACAUUUUGAAGAGAAAAUGCGCCAAGAGAGGACCGAUCGCUUACUUUCACCAACAACCCGGAGGGAAAGCGAGAUGUGAAAUAUUUGUAUUAUAGCAUUAUUGCGAUAACAAUUGAUCAGUAAUCCUAUUUAUCCGCAUUAAAGACACGAUACAAUAAUCACGCAAAAUUACGAAAGUCAGUUAUUCUUUACAGUAAUAAAUAAUCGUAAACAGUUAUUUC